AUGCGGAUUUUCUUUGCCUUUAUUGGCCUUGUUUUUGGGCGCUUCAACACAGGGAUCCUCUACGAUCGUCUGCUGAAAGGCUGGAGCUAUGUUCUCGACAUGAAUCAAACAGGUUGCACCAUGGAUUAUAAUGAAGCAGUUGAAGCAUUCGAGGAGCAUCCUUGGGAUUCAGAACUUGUGCCAGACGAGUGCGUCAAAUACAUUAGAGAUGAAUCAGAAGCAGCGAACCCGAGCAGAAUUCCGACUGCGUUUACGGAUUCACCGAUGCCCAUGGAAAUGGACGUCACUCUAGAGCAAUUUCAUGGAAUCAACGCGAGGGAGCAACGAGUGUACUUCACUGCUAUAAUGGACUUUACUUGGCGAGACGACUUUCUACAUUGGAGACCAAGUCUGAACAACGGCAUCAAACACGUGAUCAUCGCCCCGGAUAAAAUUUGGACGCCGGAUGUAGUUUUGAUCGACAAUCUAUCCGACGACUUCGACAAAAAGUACCAAGCAGGAGUGACAGUCGCCUACGAUGGAACAUGCCACUGGGUAACGAUAGUUAAUUUCGAGGCUGGCUGCGUUUUCGACAUGACCUUUUUUCCGUACGAUACUCAGGCUUGUCCUUUGACCUUCGGGCCCUGGACGUAUUCAAGCAGAGAUAUUUCGUUUCGAAUCAAAACUCCGACGAAUAAUAUAACUGGUCCUGGUCAGACAGGACAAAUGCUUGUUAGCCCAAUGAAACCGAAUUCAACGGAAUGGAAUAUUCUCAGUACGAAUGGAAUUAUGAGGGAACUGAAAUAUCCUUGUUGCGAAGACGAGUUCCCAGAAAUCAUCUACGAAAUAGUUUUCGAGCGGUACACUCUCUUGCCCACCCUUUCCAUCGUCGUUCCCUGCAUUUUGACGGUAAUCCUGAUCAUUCUCGGCUUCUUCCUGCCCCCCGAUGCUGGCGAAAAAAUUGGCCUAAAUAUUACGAUUAUGCUUGCUUUGGUCGUUUUUAUGGACCAGUUGACUCAGCAAAUUCCACCGAUGCCGUCCAAGACACCUCUGAUCGGUCAGUUUUUCGUCGCUUCUCUUGUUCUUGUUCUAUCAAUCGUCCCGAAAAUAAGUAUAAAAGUCCGUUACAAGAUAAGAUGCGUUUUUAUCGAUUCCUUGCCAAAAAUUCUUUUUACCUUGGGCCCUCCACCUGAUCGUCCACAAGAAAAGAGCCAUGAAGAAGAAACUGCCAAAGCUGAAGAAAUCAACAAAUUCGUCGACGAAGUAAAAACCCCCACUGAACGUCUUUUGAUGGAGAUUCUAAAAGAGCUCGCUUGCAUUAACAAAGCCACUAUGGAUGGAGACCUUGGCGCGGCGUACGAAGAAGAGUGGAGAUACGCUGCGACUGUAUUCGACCGAGUAAUGGCGUAUUUUUACAUUUUGGCGCUGAUUGUCUUGCUUCUCAGCACCGUGUUGACUCGCUUCUGGAGAGACACCAGUCCCGUAACUUCUGUUUGA
Messenger RNA from Oikopleura dioica, 1476 nucleotides. The record is from the annotation of a GenBank genome assembly. Lineage: Eukaryota; Metazoa; Chordata; Appendicularia; Copelata; Oikopleuridae.